AGAUUUGUCUUCUUGCUGAACGACUGUCAGCUGAAAGUUGCAGUUGAGAUGACUUCGCUGCAAACGAUCAUACUUCUUGCCGUAUGUUUUGCUCAAUCAAAAACAUCAAAAAUUCUCGUCAUGUCAGUGCACGGUUCAUCAAGUCACAUCGGCAGUAUGCUACCGUUUGUUUACAAUAUUUUUGAAAGUCAACAUUUUUGUAGGCUGGCGCAAGCGGGACAUUCGAUAACAAUUCUAGAGACAAACGAUCGACGAGAAGCUACGGAUUUUGGGAAUGGCAUAAAAACCGAACACAUUUACAUUCCUGACGAUGCCAAGCACAGGGAGGCUUAUUUCGUGUUCCAGGCUCGCAGCAAGAUCUGGUGGCAAAAUUCACCGACCAGACGUUGUUCGGUCUGCCGUAUGCCGAUGUCAUUAUCAAGUACAACCGAACUCGCUUAUGAACCAACUAAAUUUGCACAUCGAGUUGGAAGUGCUUUCGAACAUAUCACCGAAUAUAUUGGACUUCGAUAUUUCACAAUGAAUUGUUCGGAAUCAGUCUCAAUUGAAUUGGAAAUGAUUCCAGUUCAAUGGUUCGGGAUGCCACACUUGCGUGAAAUUGGUGUGUCAAAUUUCGAAUGGAUCAAAUUCUUCGAAGGAGUAUCUGCGUUACUAGGCGAUUCUCUCAUCAACAUCCCGCACCCAACACCACAAGGCACCGAAAUGGUGAACGUUGGUUCAGUAUGCACCAAAGCGAACGGCCCGUUGCCGCCUGAUAUCGAAGACUUUCUGAAUGCUCGUGCAUCGAAAGGAACGAUUUUGGUUGCGUUCGGAAAUCAUGUGGACUGGCGAGCAGCGCCGAACUUCGUAGUGGAGGUGUUCUUCGAGACAAUGACGGAGUUCACCGACUAUCGUAUAGUGUUUGCAUACAACGCCACUGUUAAGAAUGUACCAAAACAUAUCAAAAUAGUUCCAUUCGCUCCGCAGAAACAAAUUCUGAACCACAAUCGAACGAAAAUUUUCAUCGGUCAUGCCGGAUUAAAGAGUAUCAAAGAAUCAAUAUGCGCACAGGUUCCACUCCUGCUGAUGCCAAUCUUCGCUGAACAAGCGCAUAACGCACUGAUUGCUCAUCAGUUGGGUAUUGCCGAAACAAUGAAUAAAAGGAAAUUAACGAAACAAAUUUUCACCGAACAACUAACGAAAGUGCUUAAUGAUCGAAAAUAUAUCGGGAAUAUUAAGAAGGUGAAAGCGUUGUGGUUGGAUCGAGUAAUACCAGCAAUGGAUCAUGCAUUGUUUAUUACCGAAAAAAUACUCAAAAAUCCUCGCAAAGCAAUAAAUUUUAAGCGGAAAGGUAUUCACAUCGCGUGGAUGCAAUUUAUUUAUGUUGAUUUAUUAAUAGCCCUAUUAUUUAUUGUUGCGGUUGUGUUUAAUUGA
Messenger RNA from Anisakis simplex (herring worm), 1413 nucleotides. NCBI's taxonomy places the organism in Eukaryota, Metazoa, Nematoda, Chromadorea, Rhabditida, Anisakidae. The record is from the annotation of a GenBank genome assembly.